AUGGCGGCGCAGCAGCAGGACCGCACGGGUGUUGUGCAGCCGGCGGGGCCCGCGGCGGAGGCCGACCCGCUGGCCCGCUUCACGUGUCCCGUGUGCUUAGAGGUGUACGAGAAGCCGGUGCGCGUGCUCUGCGGACACGUCUUUUGCUCUGCAUGCCUGCAGGAAUGUCUGAAGCCGAAGAAGCCUGUCUGUGGGGUCUGUCGCAGCCCUCUGGCACCUGGCGAGCGAGCCGUGGAGCUCGAGCGGCAGAUUGAGAGCACAGAGACUUCUUGCCAUGGCUGCCGUAAAAAUUUCUUCCUAUCUAAGAUCCGGGCCCACGUGGCUACCUGUUCCAAAUACCAGAAUUACAUCAUGGAAGGUGUGAAGGCCACCACCAAGGAUGUGUCCCUUCAGCCAAGGAAUAUCCCAAACCGUUACACCUUUCCUUGCCCGUAUUGUCCCGAGAAGAACUUUGAUCAAGAAGGACUUGUGGAACACUGCAAGUUAUCCCAUAGCACAGACACCAAAUCUGUGGUUUGUCCAAUAUGUGCUUCAAUGCCCUGGGGGGACCCCAACUACCGCAGCACCAACUUCAUCGAGCACAUCCAGCGGCGGCACCAGUUUUCUUAUGACACCUUUGUGGAUUACGAUGUUGAUGAAGAGGACAUGAUGAAUCAGGUGUUGCAACGCUCCAUCAUUGAUCAGUGA
Pipistrellus nathusii (Nathusius's pipistrelle) is the source of this 687-nucleotide messenger RNA. The record is from the annotation of a GenBank genome assembly. NCBI's taxonomy places the organism in Eukaryota, Metazoa, Chordata, Mammalia, Chiroptera, Vespertilionidae.